AUGGCCAGCCCCAAUGGCAGUCUAUCAACCCCCAAAGCUACGCCUAUCAAAACAAAGACCCAUCGCAAACCAUUUCAGUCGUACUCCAAAGCUCCGUCUCCCAACGCCUCGGUACCACAAUCAUAUUCAGCUAACGGCUCACUCGCACCGUCACCUAAUGCCUCUAGGCGGCCCAGCUUUCAACAAGACCCGCAAACGCCGUCAAGACGAUCAAUUCAUCUGAAUCGGUCUUCAACUAUCAGCCGGCAGUUUGGUCAUGCUGAGCCUGACUCAAGUCCAACAAGACAACUAAGUUAUAUGAGUCCGACUAGGCAAGGAACUCAUCUCUCGCGCCCUCAGCGAUCAUGCUCACCCCGUCAGCAUUCGGUACACACCUUUCAGCCCCCGACUCCUGCCCACGCUUUUCAUCCUGAAGAUCCCGAGACGCAAGAGGAUGACGAAUCCUCACCACCUCCCCCACCUCCGCCUCAUCGAGUCGCAUACAGUACCAGACCUUCAACACCAUCCAACAACCAAUCAGAUAUGCCUCAAAAUCAUUCACCAGCACCAGUUUCUGCCAGAACAAGUGGACAAACACCGUCGCCAUUACGAGAUGCUAUGGAUGAUGUGAUGUCGUCUCUUGAUCACAUGCAGAUGCGUCCACACCAAGACGCUCUUUCGCCCGAGGAAGAACAUCAACCAAUAGAUCCUUGGUCACCCGAAGCUUUCGAAGAGUUUCGAAGAAGUGCAAAACCUCGAGCAAAGCGACGACCGCGAUCAUCAUUAGGCAUUGCUUCGUCUCAGCUUGGUCAAGGCGAUUUUGGGGAUGGCGACCAGGAAAGGGAGAACGAACCUUAUGAAAAUGAGCUACCGCAAAACGGUGACGAAGUAGAGCCGCUAGAGCAACGGCUCCCAAACGCGCAGAUUGGAUGCGCAAGGCCUUCCAAUGAGCUAUUCCUACCACAGGGCGUCGUCGAUCAGCCUCCAGCGGUGCCACCAAAAAACCCUGGUCACGUAGAAAGGCCGUUGUCAUCUUUUGGUGCAAGAGAAUCUGUAACUUCUAGCGUCAGCUCCAGUCGACGACUACGUGCUCGGAAAUCGGCUUACGAGCUUGGACGCAACGUUCUGGGUCGAACUUUUUCUACCAAAACGAGCACCACUAACUCUUCGAGCGGAGUCCAAAGCGUAUCCACAAAUGGCACGACAAGUACAGGACGAACAAGCCAAAGCAUCAUGAGCGGCCACUCUGCCGGAGGUUUCAGCGCGACUAGUGCUGGUAGCUAUGCUCGGCGUAAAUGGGGUAGCAUUAGUGGGAGUCGGCCGCAAAGCGUCAUUGAUAUAAGGCACGAUGCACCCCUUGAUAUGAAGCAUGCGAGCAGUGCCGCUGGCGAUAUGGGCUUCAAUCACCUCUCAAGCUAUCCUUCAAGACCAGAGUCUAGAGCAAGUCAAAAGCAUUCUGAAAGUGCAAUGGACGCCAGUAGACCUCUCGGAGGACUCAUGACCCCAAAGAAGAAAAGGAGUGGUUUCUUCAAAAAACUUGUCGAUUCAGCAAAAGCUGGCGCGGCAAGCACUCGAAGCACAAUAGCUGACGGACGAGUCGAGUCGCAGCGGUCACCGGUGAAGAGCCUGAUACCGAAUGGUGUUACAGCGAUCGCCGGGGGAACAGCAGCAAGAGACAUGGGUCUCGGUGGCCAUAAGUAUGACACUGAUUGGGUUCAGGUGAGACGUGAUGUCAACAGAUCGAAUUCUUUAAGCCGCAUCGAGAGGACAGAACGUAUCGAGAAAUGCCAAAUGAUGAACUACCCUGUCAUAGCGUCUGUUGACGAGUUGGUCGAAACCGUUGAAGGAGACGAAGACGUUGAAGGAAUGCCGGUGCAGCAGCCCGUUGAUUAUCAGUCUGUAAACGUGCAGCUUGUUGACAAGAGUGCACGCUUCGUCAAUAGUCUACCUCCAAUGACCAAUGCAAUCAGUCUAGCCCAGGGAUAUCUGUGUCGACCCUAUCGCAGCGAUAUCCAGCGUCUAAGAGCUAUUUUCACUUGGACGAGUGAAAAAUUGGCAUGGGAAGAAGACUUUGAGGGAGACGUUGACACAAAACGUGUGAUUCAAGGGCGAAGAGGCUGCGCUGAAGAGAUUGCGGUCCUUGUAUUUGAAAUGUGCGCGGCUGUCGGUCUUCAAUGCGAGGUAGUCAGAGGAUACCUUAAGUCACCAGGUGAGAUUGCCGAGACUGUACGGCCAAAUCACUGGUGGAAUGCUGUCGUAGUGGAUGGAUGCUGGAGAUUGAUGGAUUGCUCUCUAUCGAGUCCCACAAACCCCAGAAGGGGUCUCUAUUCCAGAGCUGGAGCCCAAGUUGCUGAGAAUGGGUUCUUCCUGGCCAGACCACUAGAGGCUUGCUACACCCACAUCCCAUCACAUUUCGAGCAACAGCAUUUAUGCCCACCAAUCGCUGAAGAGGUUCUUCUCGCCCUCCCAUGCUGCUGUCCUCCUUACUUCAAAGAAGGUCUUUGUCUCGUGAAUUACGACACAAGCCUCUAUCGAAUCGAAAAUCUCGAGCUGGUCCACGUACAGUUCACAGCACCAUCAGAUGUCGAAUGUGUAGCAGAAGUGGAAGCACGCUCUUUCGCUCGGGACGCAGACGGUGAUUUCUUCGAGAGUGGCGAUACAACUACGAUCCGUGCUCUUGUACAAGCGGAAUGGGUCAACGGCCAGAAACGAUUCACUGUCAAAGCUCACCUCCCCGGCGAUGAGGGCCAAGGUACAUUGAAGGUCUUCGCCGGGAAACGCGGCCUGAUGCAUUCGGUCAAAACCAACCCACAUCCCCUGGCCUUCACCUUGCCCAUCGUUCACACAGGCGAGAAUCCCCCUUACGAGUUCCUACUCCGUCAUCCCACGCCCCACGCUCUGCGUCACGACCUCUACGUCGCACAACCACAAUGCCGACGCCUGGCGCUUAACAACACGUUUGUCUUCGCAGUCCGCCAGCAUCCCUCUUCCCUCGGCUGUCUAUCUCCCGCUGAGCAGCGUUCUCACUCGCCAAAUCCGUUCACAAGGCCUUCUUCCGCGAUGUCAAUGGUCUCGAGCGUACAAUCAGAUUAUUUCUCACAGACGAGCUCAAACAGUAGCAAUGCCAGUAGCAAUCAGCAGAGGCAAGAGGCAGCACAGGAGAAACCUGCUAAAUUGGCAAUUCAAUCUCCCAGUGGCAAGAUCAUCCGAUUGAUGAGGAAAAGUGAUAAUUGCAUUAGUAGCGAUGAGGCUGCCGAUGGAGGGGUAUGGGAGACGAUCAUCAAGGUCGGGGAGCGAGGUGUCUGGAGGGGACUGGUGUUGGCGGAUCGAAGCGCGAGGUGGUGCGUUUUCGGGGAGUGGGAUUGUGUCUGA
Bacidia gigantensis is the source of this 3351-nucleotide messenger RNA. RefSeq lists its product as uncharacterized. The record is from RefSeq and is a predicted model, not a curated record. NCBI's taxonomy places the organism in Eukaryota, Fungi, Ascomycota, Lecanoromycetes, Lecanorales, Ramalinaceae. The transcript has a single exon. Bases 1 to 3351 code for a protein of 1116 amino acids.